UUGAGCAUUUUCUUCUCGAUCAUAUUUAUGCCAGCUUCGGCUAACUAAGCUGCGUUGUGUUUUCGAUCAAAAUCAACGUCUUCGGGCGUUAUUUUUAUCAUCAAGGCAAAUUCACGCAGUUGCGCCGUCGAGAUUGCUAAAACAGAGAUGACAUCUAAACUGAAAGGUGGGAAGGUCGGCUCAAAAAGUAAGGAGGAUGCUCCUUACGAGUUGGAGAGCCAGUUUGUCCUGAGGCUUCCUACAGAGUAUGCCUCAACUGUAAGAAGGAUUGCCCAGUCAAGCAGUAUGAACAUGAAGGACAGACUCACCAUCGAGUUGCACCCUGAUGGUCGUCAUGGCAUCGUGAGAGUAGACCGCGUCCCUUUGGCCUGCAAACUGGUGGAUCUGCCCUGUAUGAUCGAGUCUCUAAAAACGGUGGACAAGAAGACGUUUUACAAGACUGCUGAUGUCUGCCAGAUGCUGGUAUGUACACUAGAUGGAGACCUUUACCCUCCUUUAGAGGAGCCAACAGGAACCGACCCUAAGAGCAAGAAGAAGGACAAAGACAAGGACAAGAAAUUUGUUUGGAACCACGGCAUCACCUGCCCUCUGAAGAACACACGCAAGAGGAGAUUUCGGAAAACGGCAAAAAAGAAGUACAUUGAAUCUCCUGAUGUAGAAAAGGAGGUGAAGAGACUGCUGAGCACAGACGCUGAGGCUGUCAGUGUCCGGUGGGAAAUCAUAGCAGAGGAUGAGUCCAAGGAGGCGGAUCAGCACGGCUCUCUGGCCAACCUGGACUCCUCACCUGGCACCUCAGGACACAAGAUGGGUCACGGGUCCUCUGUCCAGCGUGACGAACUGAGGGAGAUCUUCAACGACAUCAGCAGCUCCAGUGAGGAUGAGGAGGACGAUGGGGAGCGGCACGAUUACCUGAAUAUCAUGGACACGGAGGAUGAUCUGGUCCGACAGCUCCAGGAGAAGCUCAACGAGUCCGAUUCUACACAGAAUGAGAGUGACAGAAACAACCAGAUAGUUAUGGAGUAUCAGGUGCAGAUCAACGGUGUCAAGGCCAAGCUCCAGGAAACCCGCGCACGAAAGAAACAGCAGGAGGAGCUCAUCAUGAAAGUGGAAAACCAGGCCCUCAAAAACCGCUUCCAAGCUUUGUUGGAUGAGAUUAUUCAGCAGGAGGAGCGCGAGAUGGAGCAGCUGGCCUCCCUGCAGGAGCAGCUGGACUCACUGAUUGAGAAGUGACCACCAGGGGGCAGCCUCAUGUCAUCUUCAGCUUCUCACACACACACACACUCGAGAAGAGGAGGAGGAGAAGCCUUCAUCCUGAGGAGGAGGGAGUCUUUAUUAGCUGACUUGCUGUGUCAUUCCUUUCAGUUUGUCUUGCCACACAGCAUACUGAUUUAUGUAUUAAAAGUCGUUGCUUUUUAUUAGGUUGGCAAAAUUUGUUACUGUAUGAUUUAAGUAUCUGAUUGGCUACAACUGUGAAUAUUUUGUUAAAUGUUUUCUCUGCCAACUCACCUUUUUUGUAUUUUAUUACCUGUAAGGAGAAUAAAUUACAGUGAUACACAAGUGUCAAUGAACUGGA
Molecule: messenger RNA, 1573 nt
Organism: Plectropomus leopardus (leopard coralgrouper)
Lineage: Eukaryota; Metazoa; Chordata; Actinopteri; Perciformes; Serranidae
Gene: taf7
Product: TAF7 RNA polymerase II, TATA box binding protein (TBP)-associated factor
Biological process (GO): transcription initiation at RNA polymerase II promoter; RNA polymerase II preinitiation complex assembly
Cellular component (GO): transcription factor TFIID complex
Molecular function (GO): RNA polymerase II general transcription initiation factor activity
Source: RefSeq, a predicted model, not a curated record